Molecule: messenger RNA, 1450 nt
Organism: Pan troglodytes (chimpanzee)
Lineage: Eukaryota; Metazoa; Chordata; Mammalia; Primates; Hominidae
Gene: MNAT1
Product: MNAT1 component of CDK activating kinase
Exons: 8
Coding region: 190-1119 (309 amino acids)
Biological process (GO): nucleotide-excision repair; regulation of transcription by RNA polymerase II; positive regulation of cyclin-dependent protein serine/threonine kinase activity
Cellular component (GO): transcription factor TFIIH holo complex
Molecular function (GO): cyclin-dependent protein serine/threonine kinase activator activity
Source: RefSeq, a predicted model, not a curated record
AAGACCCGGGGAACUGACUGCCGGAACGUUUGUGUUGCAGCGCCUCGCCCCUUGCCGGUGCUCUUUCGCGAAGGGACCGUCUCUGCCAAGCGCCUGUUGGUAGGAACCUGCUUGGUCGCGUCUGAGGGGGCUUGUAGGUGGCUCUGGCUGAAACAGGCGCCUGCGAGAGUCUGUAGGAGGGAAACCGCCAUGGACGAUCAGGGUUGCCCUCGGUGUAAGACCACCAAAUAUCGGAACCCCUCCUUGAAGCUGAUGGUGAAUGUCUGCGGACACACUCUCUGUGAAAGUUGUGUAGAUUUACUGUUUGUGAGAGGAGCUGGAAACUGCCCUGAGUGUGGUACUCCACUCAGAAAGAGCAACUUCAGGGUACAACUCUUUGAAGAUCCCACUGUUGACAAGGAGGUUGAGAUCAGGAAAAAAGUGCUAAAGAUAUACAAUAAAAGGGAAGAAGAUUUUCCUAGUCUAAGAGAAUACAAUGACUUCUUGGAAGAAGUGGAAGAAAUUGUUUUCAACUUGACCAACAAUGUGGAUUUGGACAACACCAAAAAGAAAAUGGAGAUAUACCAAAAGGAAAACAAAGAUGUUAUUCAGAAAAAUAAAUUAAAGCUGACUCGAGAACAGGAAGAACUGGAAGAAGCUUUAGAAGUGGAACGACAGGAAAAUGAACAAAGAAGAUUAUUUAUACAAAAAGAAGAACAACUGCAGCAGAUUCUAAAAAGGAAGAAUAAGCAGGCUUUUUUAGAUGAGCUGGAGAGUUCUGAUCUCCCUGUUGCUCUGCUUUUGGCUCAGCAUAAAGAUAGAUCUACCCAAUUAGAAAUGCAACUUGAGAAACCCAAACCUGUAAAACCAGUGACGUUUUCCACAGGCAUCAAAAUGGGUCAACAUAUUUCACUGGCACCUAUUCACAAGCUUGAAGAAGCUCUGUAUGAAUACCAGCCACUGCAGAUAGAGACAUAUGGACCACAUGUUCCUGAGCUUGAGAUGCUAGGAAGACUUGGGUAUUUAAACCAUGUCAGAGCUGCCUCACCACAGGACCUUGCUGGAGGCUAUACUUCUUCUCUUGCUUGUCACAGAGCACUACAGGAUGCAUUCAGUGGGCUUUUCUGGCAGCCCAGUUAACCAUUUAUAAGAUUUAGACCUUGGAGCUGAACCAGGGAGCUAGCAAAAGUAAAGCAGACUUAUAAAAUUAUAGCUAUGUGCAGCUGCACAACACAGUCCUACCACUAGCAGCUGUGUUAAAGUAUUUAUAAGGAGAAAAUUUCAGAACUAAGUUGAGUAAUAUAGGGGAUAUAUAUUUGUGAAAAAUAAUUUUUACUUAUAUUUUUCAGAGGAUUUGACACAAUAAGCCUCAUCUGAUGGAAGAGAGGAAUAAAUAAUUCACCUAUAUGUGUUUGAGGUUGUGACAGACUUAUAAAAUCUUUUUAAAAAAUAAAGCUAUAAUUUAUAUUAA